This is a messenger RNA of Xylaria bambusicola, 1518 nucleotides long. RefSeq lists its product as uncharacterized. The coding region runs from base 428 to 1336 and encodes 302 amino acids. Gene Ontology annotation, molecular function: monoatomic ion channel activity. Gene Ontology annotation, biological process: monoatomic ion transport. The record is from RefSeq and is a predicted model, not a curated record. The transcript is spliced from 5 exons. Gene Ontology annotation, cellular component: endoplasmic reticulum; plasma membrane. Lineage: Eukaryota; Fungi; Ascomycota; Sordariomycetes; Xylariales; Xylariaceae.
CCAAGGUGAGUUAACCGCCUUACGCGAGGCGUAUCGGAGCCUACAAUGUAUUUAAGUUGCGUAAUGCGAUGCUUUCCCCGCAUGUCUGGAGCGUCAGCAACAAGAAAGUUAUUCGCCUUCCGCAGGCAGAUGUUUUGAGUUCAUGUCCAAUUUGAGCCCGUCCCCUAGCUCCGAUUGGCCACACGCCUUAAAGUAUGAGACACAAGUGACGACACCAUUCCGAGACGGCUUGGAUACGAGAUAUCUUAUAGAUGUCCGCUCGAUCCAAGCCAUGCCAUGUCAUUUCACUCGUCUCUCUUAUUCCUGAAACGUCUGCUUGAUUUCUACUAAGGAGUGUUAUGUACGGCGGGGAACCAAUCUACAUCACAUUCGAAAUCUACGUGAAGCAACUCUUGUGAAGAGACGAUAUCAUCAAACAUCGUUCAAGAUGAUGAUCCCAGACAAUGUGUUCGAGGAGGUCCUGGCGCCAGCCACUCACCGUCCUACGCACACCCAUCUACCAAUCCCAACUGUUACUCCGGAUAUUCCUAAAGUCUAUCACCAGUACUCGACAGACGUUGGACACAAGACACUCUGGGUGGUUUGCGUUCUCAUGGGCAUCUCGUCCCUCGCGUUCUACGCAAUGGCUAUGAGAGUGCCGGUGCAAAAACGACUGUUCCAUAUCAUCACAGCCUUCAUCACGACCACCGCGUUCUUGUCCUACUAUGCUAUGGCCACCGGAUCAGGCGUCGACUUCCACACGACUGUCAUCAAAGAGUCCAAACUCCAUGUAAUCACUGAAGUCGUCAAGAGACAAGUAUUCUGGGCACGAUAUGUCGACUGGUCCCUAACUACGCCCCUCCUGCUCCUCGACCUAUCUCUCCUCGCCGGUCUCAAUGGAGCUAGCAUCCUCGUGCUCAUGUUUUCAGACAUUGUUAUGAUCCUAACCGGCCUCUUCGCCGCGUUCUCCCACCACGAAGCUCAAGGCUGGGGUUGGUACGCAUUCGCGUGCUUGGCGUACCUCAACAUCGUGUACCAGCUGGGAUACAAGGGGCGGUACGCCGUGGCAAACAAGGACAACAAGACAAAGGCCUUUUUCGGCGCCAUUUCGCUCUUCACUUUACUCCUCUGGACUAUUUACCCCGUUGUGUGGGGAAUUGCUGAUGGCUCCCGUAUGGUAAAUGUGGACGGCGAAAUUAUCGCCUAUGCUGUCUUGGACAUUCUUGCGAAGCCAGUCUUUGGCUUCUGGCUGCUAUUGACCCAUGAUAGCAUGUCACGUACAUCGCCUUCUAUUGGUGGUUUCUGGGCUGAUGGCUUGUCCUCUGAGGGGACCCUUCGUGUAAGUGCAGAUCUGUGAGGGGUACCAUUAAGACUUAUGCUGAUAAACUCUAGGUCGGAGAUCUACGUGGCGAUGAUUAAAUCUCACAUUAGUGGAAGAGAACAGAACUCGGCGGAAACCCAUUGUGAAAUUGAAUAAUGCUUCUGAAGAGGUCUUCAAGGAUUGGCUAUCGACUCCGCAAUCCUUCAUUACGACGGGCG